UUCCUGUCAGCAGAGCAGCUUUGAGUUUUUGGGUAAAGGAGGUUUGGUCAGAGCAGUGCGGAGCGGAGCGCGUGUGUUUCUGCAGGAUGUGGUGAAGCGAAAGAGAGAGAGAGGAGGUGCUGCUGCUCGGGACAGCGAGACGUGGCGCGCGCUCACACGGACAGCAGCUGGAGACUCGAGCGAGUUAAAAGUUCCCUGGGAAGGGCGGAAAAUCACGGGCCGACGGCCGCUCCAUACAAGGCAAGGUCGGGUGGGGAGCAGUUUAGGGAGCAGCGCUGAUCCAAUCAUCUGCGCUCCGGGGAAGAGCCCGGAACCAAAGCGACGCCACUCGUUUUGUUUUCUGUCCAAAUCGGUACGCGUCCGAGAUGUUGCUGUAGAAACUCUGACGCUUCUGUAGUUGUUUAGUGUUAGUUUUGUUGUUGUUUGUUUUGGAUUUGCUUACUUUGGAGAUGAGUGCGUCAGUGAACGGAGUGGAGCCCAAACCCGCUCCAGCGGUCAGCCAGAACGGACCCGGGUCUCCUCCUCAGACCCCCAAAGAUGUCACACCACCGGAGCUUGAACUACCGGACGAGGAGCCGCAGUCUUCGGUCACGGAAGCCACGCAGAUGGGGAUUAAGUUCGCAAAGACGUUCCUACUGAUUUUCCCUAUAUACUUGCUGGGAUAUCUGGAGUUCAGUUUCAGCUGGGUUUUGAUCGGCCUGGGAUUGGUGUUUUGGCUGAAACGGAAUCAGGGCAGCAGGUUCGCCCGGGUGAACCAGGCGAUGGCGUUUCUGGAGCAGGAGGAGCGCGCGGUGCGGCAGACCAUCCGGAGCUCAGAGCUGCCGCCGUGGGUUCAUUUUCCAGAUGUGGAGAGAGUGGAGUGGCUCAAUAAGACUGUGCAGCAGAUGUGGCCGUAUAUUUGUCAGUUUGUAGAGAAAAUCUUCAAAGAGACCAUUGAACCAGCUGUGCAGGGAGCAAACACGCACCUUAGUACUUUCACCUUCUCCAAGAUAGAUAUGGGGGACAAGCCUCUCAGGGUGGAUGGAGUGAAAGUUUAUACAGAGAAUGUCGAUAAACGACAGAUUAUUAUGGACCUACAGAUCAAUUUUGUUGGAAACACUGAAAUUGAUGUGGACAUCAAGAAAUACUACUGCCGUGCAGGAAUCAAAAGUAUUCAGCUGAAUGGGGUGUUGAGGGUCAUCAUGGAGCCGCUUUUAGGAGACAUGCCUCUGGUCGGCGCACUGUCUGUGUUCUUCCUCAAGAAACCUUUUCUGGACAUUAAUUGGACGGGUCUCACAAAUAUGCUGGACAUUCCUGGAGUAAAUUCUCUGUGUGACAAUGUUAUUCAGGACAUCAUAAACGGUUGCCUUGUGAACCCAAACAAAAUCACCAUCCCGCUGGCAGAUGAUGCUCUCAUUAGCAAACUUCGCUUCCCAAUGCCGAGGGGCAUUCUGCGAGUUCACUUUCUGGAGGGACAGGACCUGUUAUCGAAGGACACGUAUAUGGGAGGUUUGAUUAAAGGAAAGUCAGACCCGUAUGGAGUCAUUCAAAUCAACAAUCAGCUCUUCAGAUCCAAAAUCAUCAAAGAUUCCUUAAACCCUAGGUGGAAUGAAGUAUACGAGGCGAUUGUGUAUGAUGGUCAAGGACAGGUUGUGUUCAUAGAGCUGUUUGAUGAGGAUACGGAUCAUGAUGAUUUUCUGGGAAGCCUCACCAUGGAAAUAGAUGAGAUACAGAAGCAACAGAAAGUUGAUGAGUGGUUUGAUCUUAUCGGUGUUCCUAACGGAAAGCUCCACGUGAAGGCUGAAUGGCUUUCUCUUCACCCAACACCAGAUAAACUUGAUGAGGUUUUAAGCAGCAUUAAAGCAGAUAAAGGACAGGCCAACGAUGGACUGUCAUCAGCAUUACUGCUAGUGCACCUGGACUCAGCCAAAAAUCUGCCAGGUGUUUUUGAGGGGCAGGUGGGCAGUGGGUGUCUGAGAGAGCGCCGCUCUGCUGGCCUGGUGUUCUGUGAAAACACUUCUGCCCUCUACAGGACGAUGUUUCGCAAUCCUUUAGAAUUCAACAGUGCAGGUCUGAAGAAGGGUGCAGUCAAUAAAGCCGUAAAGUCUGGAAAAAAGGUCACCAGUGUGCCCAAUCCAUUCGUCCAGUUCACUGUCGGACACAGAUCGUUUGAAAGCAAGACAAGAUUUAAAACAAUUGAGCCGGUUUGGGAGGAGACCUUCACAUUCCUCAUCCACAAUCCAAAGUGUCAAGACCUCGAAGUCGAGGUAAAGGAUGAGAAACACGAGUGUUCUCUGGGGACGAUCACUCUUCCUCUGUCUCAGCUGCUGAAGGAGAAACAGAUGACGAUGAGUCAGAGAUUCCCACUCAAGAACUCAGGACCCGGUUCUACACUUAAAAUGAAGAUGGCACUUAGGAUUCUGUCUCUGGAUAAAUUGGCAGCAUCAGAUAAACCGUCCUCAGCUCAGGUCCACAGGGCCGGCUCUGUGAGGAAGACAUCCAACGCUACUCCUCAGCGGCCUGCAGUUUCAGAGCCUGCAAAAACAUCCAAAACCCAGCAGCCCGCACCUGCACCCCGAACCCAGCCCACCCCAACUCCCUCUCCACGGGUGGAACCCGUAACAGACCGCAAACCGCUGGAGGAAUCACCCCCACAUCUGGCUAAAUCAGGCAAGAGCAUGUCUAACCUGGCCAUUUCUGGCUCCAAUCUCCACCUGAACAGCAAAGAGCAAACGCCCAGCAUCGCCUCAGACAUCUCCAAUCUCGCCGCCACACAGGAGCUCCAGAAGACCAUACAGCAUUUACAUAACGGCGCUUCACCGGGUUUCGCUCCUCUGGGUGAAAUUGAGCUAACCAUCAGACACAGUCCCCAAAGAAAUAAGCUGAUUGUCGUGGUACACAAAUGCAGAAAUCUGAUCUCUGCUUCUCAAAAUGGUUCCGAUCCAUACGUGCGUUUGUAUUUACUACCUGACAAGCGGCGCUCUGGACGCAGAAAAACAAGCACAGCGAAGAAAACAGUGAACCCCGUCUUUGAUCAAACGUUUGAGUUCACAGUGUCCAUCGUGGAGUUGCAGAAGAGAACUCUAGAUGUGGCCGUGAAGAAUGGAGGAGGAAUACUGGCAAAACACAGAGGGCUGCUAGGAAAGGUGAUAGUUGAAUUUAACCUCGAGGACCCAUCAAAGAGCUCAACGCAAUGGUAUGAGCUUUCAGUGGACGGAUUUAAGCGACCAUCACCGUAAUCAUAGAAAACUACAACAUGAAGAAAAAGAAAAACUACAAAUCCCUGCGCAAGACUCCAAACCUCAGCUAUGUUUAAGCCAUGUGUUUUGGCCUGUGGGCAGAAUUCAUACUUCUUGAAUCACUUUUAAUAGAUUUGUAGUAGGAAAGGAGAAAAAAAACUCUACUGCUGUUAUGUGCACUGACUUGGCAAGAGUAAAAGAGAAAGUUUUAAAGGGAAAUAGUUCAUUUGUUGGAUUGAUUUGGGUCACACUUUAUUUUGUUGGUCUGUUUGUUGAAUUUAAGUUACAUUGCAUCUAUAUGCCAACUGAUUCUCAUUAGAUUAUAAGUAGACUUUAAGGUUGGGGUUAGGGUUAGUUUAAGUUGACAUGUACUUGCAAAGUUACUUAUAGUCAAUUAAAUGUCUGUUGAAGGAGCAGUAUUAGCUGAUAUUAAGCAGACAGUCUACUAAUACUCAAAUGGACCAUCAUAAUAAAGUGUUACCUUGAUUUGUUGUUUACACAAUAAAGACUUUUAAAGCAAGAGUGAAAAACUCUAAGAGCAUCCAUCAAACAUGCAAUAAUGGUGGAGUGAUUAUAUAAAAUAUACAGCUAUGGGGGAAAAAAUGCUUAGAAAUUCAACUUUUUUCUGAAUUUGUGAUUUAUGGUUAUGCUGUUUUUUUCUGCAAGCCACUGAUGACAUUUCUUCUACUUUUUAAAAUAAGGUUUUACAUUUUUAAGCAACAUAAUAUCAGUGUUUUAACUUCUGGGAAGUUAAAACUCUGUCAAAUUUCAAAGGACACGAACUUGUUUGAGUUUUUUUUCUCCCUAGAGCAAAGUUAUUUUGAAAAAUGCUGGAAACUGGUAACCAUUGACUUUCUAUAGUAUUUGUUCGUUUUGGUUAUAGGCUUCUAACAUUUUUCAAAGUAUCUUUUGUGUUCAACGGGGAAAAUAUUUGUAAAGGUUUGGAAGCACUUGAGGGUUUAAACUAUUUUUAAAAAAUGAAUUUAUUACAUUGACUAUCAUUUCCUGCAACCAUAUGGACCAUAUUUAUUUGAAGUUUGAAAGAAAAGUCCUCAAACUUUACAGAAUCAAACAGAUAUUAACAUUUUACUCAAAAAGACCAUCUCUAAUGAAUCCAGAAAAACUUUUUAUGUGAUCUUUUCCAUAGCUGUGUGUGUAUAUGCAUCUAUUACUGAGCUCAGACUGUAAAUACAUAAAUAAAUAGUAAAUACUCUAAUAUUUGGAAAGGUUUGAUUAAUAAUAACCCGAAGAGUUCUUGUUAAACAAGCACUCGCGCUUGCUUUGAAAGUGUUAUACAUUAUAACAAUGGUCUCAAACUCAAUUCCUGGAGGGCCGCAGCUCUGCAUAAUUGCACCUCCAACUCACACCUGCUUAUUAGUCUCUAGUAGUUUUAAACACCUUGAUUAGUUGGAUCUGCUGUGUUUGAUUAGGGGUGGAGCAAAACUGCAGUGCUGUGGCCCUCCAGGAAUCGAGUUUGAGACCUAUGCAUUAUAAUCUCCGUCAAUGUCUACAGAUGCUCCUUUUAGGAGACAGAUCUACCAAAGAAGUGCUUGGCUCAUCGAUGUAAAGUUUGGUGAGUUUCUAAUUAAACCAAAUAGGCACCUACAUGUUUUUGUAACACUUUAUAAUUCAUGACUUGUAGUUAAUGUUAAUUAACAUUCACUAACAUGAGCAAAGAUCUUAAUAAAGGAUUCAUGUUUGUCAAUGUUAGAAAAUGAAAACAGUCAUUUAUUGUUAGUUUAUUUUAACGCACAGUGCAUUAACUAAUGUUAUUUCUAAACAAUCCAUUAGUAAAUGUUGAUCUAUGAUUGGUGAAUGCUGUGCGAGCAUCAUGUUAGUAAAUACAUCAGCAAACAUUAACUCCCCAUCCUGUAUUGUAAAGUGUUACCAUGUCUUGCACCCCCAAGUGUUCACAUAUAUAUAAAUAAUUGUGUGUUUAUACGUUCUCUUGUGUGGUGCAGCACAGCACAAAACAUAACCAUGUCACAUAACCAUGACUGUCCAACGUUGCAAUAGCUCUGAAUAAUAUUUAGUGUAACACUCAAUUCACAAAUUCACUCCUCUUCCAGAAACACCCGUUCACCUCUCAGCCCUUGUACUCCCGCUGUGCUUCUACACUCAUUGAGUAUUUUUGCGUGUGUAGUCUGGUGUUAAAGUGAAGGUUGCGGUUUGGUCUUCUGUAGCGUCACUGAGCUGAGCUUGUGCUAUGCAGACGGUCAGACCUCAAACUGUUCUGACCUUAUUCCUGUCAGCAAGAAUGUGUUUUUAUUCGAUAAAUUAUUGUGUAUAAUAUGUCAGAUUUUAUUAUGCUUUUAUUAUUGUUUAUGAUUAAUGCAGACGUAUGCAGUCAGAGCACCUCUCUCUGCUGAGCUUGCCUUAUUGAUGUAUAUAUAAAUAAAUAUAUAUAUGUAUGUAUUUCCUGUGCCUUAUGACCAACAAUAUACUUGCCUUAGAGGAUAUUUGGCAUCAGAUACAGGAUUGUGAAGUCUCUGUAUUUGAUGAUAUCCAAGGUUUUCUUUUCAAUAAACAGUUGCUUCUGUACAAGUAAA
Molecule: messenger RNA, 5767 nt
Organism: Danio rerio (zebrafish)
Lineage: Eukaryota; Metazoa; Chordata; Actinopteri; Cypriniformes; Danionidae
Source: RefSeq, a predicted model, not a curated record